UUGUACUGCAUUGACUUUCAUUAUAUGGAAGAGCUGUGGUUUGCUGUGCAAAGGGAGGCUUGCCCUUUUACAUUAGUAAAAUACAGUAGUCUAAAAGUCAGUGACACAUUUUCAGUUCUCCACAAGCACAAUGACAGGCUUCACUGCUAUUCUGUUUGCCACAGCUGAGACCACACUGCACAUCACAGUUGUGGCUGGAGAUGACAUAAUCAAUGGGGGAAAAAAAGCUUCAAAAAAUUCUUUGCAAUACAUGGUCUCAGUGCAGAACAAUAAACCGCAUCUAUGUGGAGGAUUUCUGAUAUAUCCUCAAUAUGUGCUCACAGCUGCACACUGUGCAAGCUUACAAAAAGUGUUCCAGUCACUACAUAUAACCCAGAUUGCACGUCUGAUGGCAGAUGGAGUUUUCUGAUGAUGACUUUCAUACAUUUUAUGGACCUUGACACUGUUAUUUACAUGAGUCUAUGGGACAGUCUCAAG
This is a messenger RNA of Carassius auratus (goldfish), 477 nucleotides long. Its product is annotated as granzyme M-like. The record is from RefSeq and is a predicted model, not a curated record. Gene Ontology annotation, biological process: proteolysis. The coding region runs from base 131 to 409 and encodes 92 amino acids. The transcript has 3 exons. Lineage: Eukaryota; Metazoa; Chordata; Actinopteri; Cypriniformes; Cyprinidae. Gene Ontology annotation, molecular function: serine-type endopeptidase activity.